Calidris pugnax (ruff) is the source of this 2579-nucleotide messenger RNA. RefSeq names its product myozenin 3 (gene MYOZ3). The transcript has 6 exons. Gene Ontology annotation, cellular component: actin cytoskeleton; Z disc. The coding region runs from base 337 to 1197 and encodes 286 amino acids. Lineage: Eukaryota; Metazoa; Chordata; Aves; Charadriiformes; Scolopacidae. Gene Ontology annotation, molecular function: actin binding; FATZ binding; telethonin binding. The record is from RefSeq and is a predicted model, not a curated record.
GGGCCCCUGCUCGCCCAGCAGGCUGUGGGUGCCACUCCGAGGGGGCUCAGGACACCAGGACUCUGACUCACUGCAGGCAAGGACAGAGACAUUUUUUGCCCUAAAGAAAGGCAGAGAGGAAAGACGACAAGCAGGGGCUGAAGGGUGACAUGCUUUGGAUGCUUUCUUAUGUGCAUGGAAGGGAAUGGAGAGCAAGAUGGAGAUGAUGCUGACCAGGGAAGGUGUUCAGGGAUGGUGCUAUCCAGGAGAGAUGCUCAGGGAUGAGGCUGGCCAGGGGAGCUGUUCAGGGAUGGUCCCGGCCAGGGGAGAUGCUCAGCCAAAGCCUGGUGUCUCUCCAUGGCACACCUGGGCUUGAGAUGUCCCCAUACUUGGUGUCACCCCUGGGGCUGCCUCUCUCUUCCAGCCGGGCAGGAUCUGUCCCCCUCCCACAGAGCUGCCCCAGGAGCACAGAAGCAAGUGAUGACCAUCAUGAGACCGGGCCCUGAAGACGCGCCCCAGCUGGACCUGGGCAAGAAGAUGAGCACCCCACAGGACCUGAUGAUCGAGGAGCUCUCUCUGGGGAACAACCGCGGCUCCCAGCUCUUCCACCAGCGCCAGAAGCGGAUGCAGCGCUUCGUCUACGAGCAUCCCAGCAGCUACAGGGAGUUCUCGGGCCCGGGUGGCUCACACCGCACUGAGAAAGGCAACCCGGAGGGGACGGCAAACGAGUGGACGGCAGGAGAGGACGCCGGGGGUGAGCAGAGUUAUCACUCUGAGCUCCACGUGGCAGCAUCGCCCCAGGGUGGCCCCCCCCAGGUGCCCAAGAAGACAGAGAAAGUCUUGCAGAUGAGCAAAGUCCUCAACCCCGACGCUCUGGCCCCAGGAUACUCAGGCCCCCUCAAAGAAGUCCCCCCGGAGAAGUUCAAUGUCACCGCCAUCCCCAAGGGCUACCGCUCCCCGUGGCAGGCGCUCCUCGGUGACAAGGACAACGCUCUGCCUGGCAAGAACCAGCUGCCCGUGAGACCCUCUCCAUGGGACUUCAGGAGCUUCAACAGGACUCCUGCCCCGUUUGACAGGGCACUGGUCAGCGACCUGUUCUCGGUGCCUGCCACCGAGCUGGACAACCUGAGCGCUCUGGAGGUGAUCUCCUACAGACCCAACUUCAACAGGACACCCCAAGGCUGGGUGAGGAUCCUACCGGAGAGCGACGAGCUGUAGACCCCACUGCCCCCCUUCCCCAUCGCCGCGGGUGCUUUUCUGGCCAGACUCCGACACGCUUCGCAGGGGAGGGGAGAGUCUUCUUUGGGAGAGCUAAGCUGGUGGCCUCGGGUUGUCGUCCUCUCCGACGGGACUGGAACAAGCUCAAGUCUGGGACCAUUUUGAAUUCCCCUCGUGCCAGCCAUUGUCACAAGGGCGUUCAGCCCCAAGGUAACCAGCCAAGUCCUCCUCCUUGAUCCGAGCAGGUCACCGUAAGCUCCGGUACAAAACAUCCCGUACAGCCUGUCCUCUUCCCUGGCCCGUGGAGAACAGCAGGACACCCCAAAUUGUCUCGCUGCUUCUUCACCGGCACACAAGACCUGCUCCGACAGCUGCUGCCUUAAGAGAGAAAUUCCAUCCUUCAGGACACCUCUAUGUCUGUCAUUCCGGUCAGGACGGCGAGAGGAGGCGAUAACUGAAGGGCAGCAGCAAAACACGUUAGUGGAGGCACUGGCACGUUAAAAGCACUCACCCUGGGCUUGGCUGGACAAGAGAGAGACAAGUGAAGAGCUGGGAAUCCACUUGUUUAUCAACACAACCGGGAUACCUGGGAGAGGAACGUUGGGAGUUGGAAACUUGUGCCCCGUUUUCCACAAGCUACCAGCUAGCACUUGGCAGCUGUUACCUUCCCCUUCCCACCGCUAUUCGCUUGCUUAAACACCCCAGCCCUUUGAUUGACUGACGCCAGGUUUGCUUCGUGCCCUUGGGUCAACAAGGAUCAGGCCCUGCCUGGACCCUCCGUGCUGCAGAGUUGUGCUGGUCUGAGGAUACCACCAGGGUAUUCCAGCAAUUUUGGCAUCAGUGGGAAGGAAAAGCGGCGCAGCCGUGACUCCGGAGCGAGCGCCGGCUUCUCCAUCAACACAAAAACCAAGGUUUUCAGCAGUGACACACAGCGGGACAUGCAGCCAACAACAGCCUGGAGGAGAGUCAUCAGCACAUCUGGAACACCCUGCUAAUAAAACCCUCUAACUUCACACACAGGCUUCCUACCGUUGCUUUUGUCAGGUUCUUAACCUUACCCGUAUUUAAUCUUGUAAAAGUUGAGCAUUGGCAUAAAAUGUUCUUUUUCCACCACCGCGGUUGAAUCGGGCAAGUCAAAUUUUGUGGUAAAAAAAGCAGCUAACGGGGGUCUCAGUUGUGGAGAGUGUUUGCAGUGCUGCCAGACUGAUGCAGAGGAAACCCCACACGGGGAUUCUGCUGCAGCAACGCCCCGUUCAGGCAGGGAACUUCCAUUGCUCUGUUCUUCCCUCAAAGCAGGAAGGGACAAGCAAAUGGAAAGAGAAAAGCUCUGUUCCUUAAACAUAAAGAAUUUAUGAUCCUGUUCCAAACCCCAUCCCUCCUCC